Messenger RNA from Prunus dulcis (almond), 1059 nucleotides. RefSeq names its product cytochrome b6-f complex iron-sulfur subunit, chloroplastic. The transcript has 5 exons. Lineage: Eukaryota; Viridiplantae; Streptophyta; Magnoliopsida; Rosales; Rosaceae. The coding region runs from base 155 to 838 and encodes 227 amino acids. Gene Ontology annotation, molecular function: 2 iron, 2 sulfur cluster binding. Gene Ontology annotation, cellular component: plasma membrane. The record is from RefSeq and is a predicted model, not a curated record.
UCUUUGAUCUGGAACAUGUGGUAAUGCGGCGCCCUUUUGGCUAUGCGCCUUAUCCACUAGCGGCUGUGGUCGUUANAAAACCAAAUUUCAACUACACCAAAACCAGAGAAAGAAGACGCUAACAGUAUCAUCUCCAAGAGAAUAAUCUCACACCAUGGCUUCCUCUACUCUAUCUCCUGCUACCACUUCACAGCUAUGCUCAAGCAAGAGUGCAAUGUUCUCAUCAGCACAAGCCCUUGCUGUGAAACCCAGGAGGACCCAGAUGGUAGGAAAGGGAAAGGGAAUGAGAGUCACGUGCCAGGCAUCAAGUAUUGCGGCUGAUCGCGUGCCAGACAUGGGCAAGAGGAAGCUUAUGAACCUGCUUCUUCUGGGUGCCAUCUCUCUUCCCAGUGGCAUCAUGUUGGUUCCUUAUGGCACUUUCUUUGUCCCACCUGGCUCCGGGAGUGGCGCUGGUGGUCAAGUUGCCAAGGAUGCUCUUGGAAAUGACGUGAUUGCAUCUGAAUGGCUUAAGACUCAUGGCCCUGGUGACAGGACUCUCACACAAGGAUUGAAGGGUGAUCCUACAUACCUUGUUGUGGAGAAAGACCGAAGUCUUGCCACAUAUGGAAUCAACGCUGUCUGCACUCACCUUGGUUGUGUGGUGCCAUUUAACACGGCGGAGAACAAAUUCAUAUGCCCCUGCCAUGGAUCCCAGUACAAUGAACAAGGAAAGGUUGUCAGAGGACCUGCACCCUUGUCUCUGGCGUUGGCUCAUGCUGACAUUGAUGACGGGAAGGUGGUGUUUGUUCCAUGGGUUGAAACAGAUUUCAGAACCGGUGACGCUCCAUGGUGGUCUUAAACAUCACAAAGCAACCCUCCUGAAUUAUAUCAUGUAAUUUGAAAUGUUUCGCUACUACAUUUUGCUUCCUUCAUAAACAACUUGUAUCAUAAGGUUCAUCUUUGUUAAAAUUUGAAGCAUAUAAUAUGCAAGGAGGACCUAAUUUUUUGGAAUCUGCCAUCUUCUCAUCUUCUCUUCUUAUGUAUAAACUAGGGGCUUUUGCAAAAAUAUGUUCGAUUCCA